Molecule: messenger RNA, 1554 nt
Organism: Saccharomycodes ludwigii
Lineage: Eukaryota; Fungi; Ascomycota; Saccharomycetes; Saccharomycodales; Saccharomycodaceae
Gene: SLY41
Product: Sly41p
Exons: 1
Coding region: 1-1554 (517 amino acids)
Biological process (GO): phosphoenolpyruvate transmembrane import into Golgi lumen
Cellular component (GO): endoplasmic reticulum; Golgi apparatus
Molecular function (GO): phosphoenolpyruvate transmembrane transporter activity; antiporter activity
Source: RefSeq, a predicted model, not a curated record
AUGAUUGUAACGCAAAGUCAAUAUGCAGCAACAUCUAUUGUGUCUCAACAAUUUUUGAACCAUCCCACAGAGAAAAUAAAUGUGCAUCAACAAGAACACCCAGGAACAGAAUCAAUACCCUCAAGGACGAAGAGAAGAAACACCAUACAUCAUCAUUUAAAAGUUGAAACUUCAACUUCAAAUUUUAGUAAAACACAUAUUAGACGUCGCUCAUCUUCUGCUAGAAAGAAUUUGCCUGAUCCCAGUUUAUACCAAAUUCCCAAAACAUCAAAUGGGUAUUCCUCUACCUCCUCUGUUUUAUUGUCAUCUUUUAUUGCUACUAAUAAUUCUAACGCAGAACAAUCAUACAACCAAUUCAAUGGCAAUAAAGACACCAGUACACACAAUAUUGACUCCACAAAAUUCAAGAUUAAAGAUUUGAUACCGGAAAUAGAUACCAAUGUUGUCGGUUUGUGUGUUACCUGGUAUGUGACCUCAUCAAUUUCAAGUAAUUUGACAAAGCGCAUAUUACACCAAUUUCCGCACCCCAUAGCGUUGACCGAAUUACAAUUCACUAUUACUGCGCUUAUUUGUUUAGUUUUUAUUUCAUUUGUAAACACUGCGAUAACAACAAAUUCAUCAUCAUCCUCUAUCUGUACGAAAAUUGUCAGGUCGUUCCCUGAAGGCAUUUUACCAGUAUACUUGAAUGGAAAUUUCAAGGAAAGCAUCUUACAAGUCUUUAUUAAACCAACAAAAUUAAUUUUAUGUACCACAUUUCCUAUGGGCAUUUUCCAGUUUCUGGGUUAUAUUACGUCACACAAAGCUACCAAAGCCAUUCCUGUUUCUGUUGUCCACAGCAUUAAGGCUUUGUCUCCUAUAAUGACCGUGACGUUUUAUAAGAUAGUAUAUAAAAAAGAUUAUAAAUUGAUGACCUAUAUAACAUUGGUUCCAUUGAUUUUGGGUGUCAUGAUAACGUGUGCUUCUACCCACAAGUCUAAAAAAAUGAAUUCCACUAAUAAUAAAAAUAAUAAUAGACUAAGUGAUUUUGCUGCUGGGUUGAUUUUUGCGUUUAUUUCGAUGAUUAUUUUUGUUUCUCAAAAUAUCUUUGCCAAAAAUAUAUUAACUGUUAAAAGAAAAGACACCUUAUUGAAAAGCAAAAGCAACGAAAAUGUAGUUGAAGCUUUAAGAAGAGCGAAACAGAUCUAUUCACCUUUACAAAUUGACAAAAUCACCAUAUUAUUCUAUUGCUCAUGUAUUGGGUUUUUAUUGGACUUACCGUUGUUUAUCUACAAUGAAUUUAGCACCAGAGCGAUAUUUUCCAAUUUGUCAAUACAGACAUUUUUAUUGAUUUUAAUCCAUGGUGUCAGUCAUUUUAUACAGGCGAUGCUUGCCUUCCAAUUGAUUGGUUCAUUAACUCCGGUUAAUUAUUCUGUUGCUAAUAUUAUGAAGAGAAUUGUUGUUAUAUUGGUAGCAUUAUUUUGGGAAAACCGUUGGUCAUUUAAUCAAGUAUUUGGUAUGAGCUUGACCAUUUUUGGUUUAUAUAGUUAUGACAAGUGGGGGAAAACAAAGUUGUAA